CCCCUUGCCCCCCCCCUUUUCCCCCACUCCCUUCCCUGCCAAUAUCUAUGCUGCUCGCUGACUCGGUCACCCUCGCGUUGGAACGCCAUGUUGUUUCGGUCCAUGCGCUGCAUUCCUUUCUGGGUUGAACCAAACCCAUUAUACACAACUCUUGUCUGUGAUCGCAGUGAAGGCGCCAUCGUCUGAUUUUGUUCCUAUUAUUGGGCCGUUGAAGCUCGGCACGUGGACGCCAUCUGCGGCUAAUGCCCCCUUCUUGGUUUUUCCUCUCUCUCUACGACUCAGCUUAUGCGGGUUCGAUAUCUCGAUUGUCGAGACCAUUACCAAUCCCCCUCGUCAUCCCAUGGAUCGAUCGAUUGCCAAUCAAGUCUGUGGCAAGUCCCAUUGGGCUGGCUGCAAGUCACUUCUCCGUUUGUCUGCGCGUCUUCGCCAUCCCCGUCCACUGCCUCGGCGCCGAUCCGGAGAUAGCAGGCAAGGUGGUGUGGGCAUCUCGCGUCCUGUACCCGGGGCGUUCUCCAAUACUUCUCCAACUUACGCUCCAGUUUGGUCCACAGCCUGACCUUUGCUCCAGUCAGAAAUGCCCGAGUGCCAUGCUUGUGCAUCGCCAAUCCGGCCUCGACUCGCCUCUCCGUAAGUCCGCCCCCGCGAGGGUAUCCCCUCAAGCUCUUACAGGGGCGAGGGGGCGUGUCCCGGGGAGACAUUCGUCAACCGGGGCGUCAACAACACUGGAACACCGGCGGGGAUCAAUGCCUUGGACAGCCAUACUGGCAGACUAAGACCAAGGGCCUCUCUCUAAUACCACGUCGCGGGUUCUAGACCAUCACCGACCUCCCCCUCGGUAGCAUCUGGACUGCCGCUGUGGGGCGUGCUGGGCUGCCAGCUUUCCCAGCUUUUUGGUCUUCAACACUCAAUCCCCCAAGAUUCUCCGCAUUUCUU
Molecule: messenger RNA, 933 nt
Organism: Colletotrichum navitas
Lineage: Eukaryota; Fungi; Ascomycota; Sordariomycetes; Glomerellales; Glomerellaceae
Exons: 1
Coding region: 243-773 (176 amino acids)
Source: RefSeq, a predicted model, not a curated record